AUGUUUAGUCUCGUGACUAGACAAUACACAAUCGACCUUAUACAACAUGGGGAAGUUAAGUAUUGUUGUUAGUUUAGUUUUAGCAUUUUCACUGACGUCUGCCAAGAAAUAUCAACCUAACUGGGAUUCGUUAGACUCUCGUCCGUUGCCAGAUUGGUAUGACGAAUCUAAGAUAGGCAUAUUUUUGCACUGGGGAGUGUAUUCUGUACCUGCGUUUGGUUCGGCCUGGUUCUGGUACUAUCUCCAUCAAGGCGUCCCUGCAUACGUAGAUUUUAUGAAAAAGAACUACCGACCUGGCUUCACCUACCAAGAUUUUGCAGCCCAGUUCCAUGCAGCGUUUUUCGAUCCUGAUGAAUGGGCCGACAUUUUCUUAGCAUCGGGAGCCAGGUAUGUUGUACUGGUAACCAAACACCAUGAAGGUUUUACCAUGUGGCCUUCCAAGUAUGCUUUCAACUGGAAUGCUGGGGAUGUUGGUCCAAAAAGGGACUUAUUAGGUGACCUACUGACAGCUGUACGAAGAAAAGGCAUGCGCUUUGGUGUAUAUCACUCACUGUUUGAGUUCUUCAAUCCUUUGUACCUCAAGGACAAGGCAAACAACUACACCACCCGCUCUUUUCCUACGACUAAGACAAUGCCAGAGUUGUAUGAACUGGUAAAUAAAUACCAACCUGAACUGAUCUGGUCAGAUGGCCCUAUGGGAGCCCCAGAAUCCUACUGGGGUUCUCUGGACUUUCUAGCCUGGCUGUAUAAUGAGAGCCCAGUAAAAGAUGAGGUGGUAGUAAACGACCGUUGGGGCAAUGAUACGGAGUGUCGUCAUGGAGGGUAUUGGGACUGCUCUGACAAAUACAAUCCAGGUAAACUUCAGCCACACAAGUGGGAGAAUGCUAUGACUAUCGAUCGCCACAGCUGGACACAUAGACGCAAUAUCAACUUCGCUGAUGUCCUUUCCCUCAAUGAACUCCUCACAGUCAUGGCCAGGACAAUCAGCUGUGGUGGUAAUCUGUUGAUGAAUGUUGGCCCCUCUUCCGACGGCCGUAUAAUUCCCAUAUUUGAAGAAAGACUAAGGCAAUUUGGUAAAUGGAUGUCUGUGAAUGGAGAAGCUAUUUAUCAUUCAAAACCAUGGCAUACACAACAAGACAAUAAAACAAAAAGUGUUUGGUACACUUCCCAGAAGUUAAUGACUAGCAAAGCCAUCUAUGCCAUAGUACUGGAAUGGCCCCAGAAUAACACUUUGAGUCUACAGGCCCCCGUACCCACCACAUCCACGACUGUUGAGCUUCUCGGCUUCCCUGGCAAGUUCCUCAAGUACAAGAUGGGACUCGGUACAAUGGACAUUCUGUUUCCAAUUCUCAACCCAGUCUAUCUGCCUUCUACUGAUGGCUGGGUCGUUAAGAUGAAGAAUCUCAAAAAUCAGUAACUAGUGAUCUUUUUUUCUACAAAACAGGGAGUUUGGAUGUGAGAGUAUUAUUAUGGUGCGAGUUGACUAUAUGUAUGGGUUCAUUCUGUUUACAUGUCAUAUUAGAAUGCAUUUAAUUCUGUGAGAAAGUGGAUGUCCCUUUAUAUUUAUUUUUUUUAUUACAAAUUUAAAAUUUUCAAGUAAUGGACAUUCAUCUCAGAAAAACCAUUGUACAGAUUUUGUUUGUGAUUUAUGUUUGAAGAUUUAAUUAGUACCAAUAUUAUUCAGUUAAAAGGAUAUUGAGAUUUUUCACUUUACAAGAUAAAAAAAUCAGUAGAAAAGUUUGAGUAGAAAAAGACAAUUCAGUAUCUAUUACUGCAGCAUUAUUUCAUUAUUGUUCCUUACUGAGAUUAUCCAGGUGAUAGUAGUCAGAUAAACAAAGCAAUAUGUAGUAUAUUUAAUCAUUGAAAAUUCAGUAUAAAUGGAAUAUUGGUGAUCUAUAUAUAGAUUUUUGUCUUUUCCUUUCAAAAAUUAUAUUUACAUUUAAGGAAUUGUUACCUUUUUGAUAUAAAUUUAUAAGUAUUUCCUUGUUUGUUUA
Pecten maximus is the source of this 1994-nucleotide messenger RNA. RefSeq names its product tissue alpha-L-fucosidase-like. Gene Ontology annotation, biological process: fucose metabolic process; glycoside catabolic process. Gene Ontology annotation, cellular component: lysosome. Bases 47 to 1417 code for a protein of 456 amino acids. Gene Ontology annotation, molecular function: alpha-L-fucosidase activity. NCBI's taxonomy places the organism in Eukaryota, Metazoa, Mollusca, Bivalvia, Pectinida, Pectinidae. The record is from RefSeq and is a predicted model, not a curated record. The transcript has 8 exons.